Punica granatum (pomegranate) is the source of this 1832-nucleotide messenger RNA. The record is from RefSeq and is a predicted model, not a curated record. NCBI's taxonomy places the organism in Eukaryota, Viridiplantae, Streptophyta, Magnoliopsida, Myrtales, Lythraceae.
AAGAAAUUCCAUCUCCUUUUCUUCUACCUAAAUUCCAUCUCUUUCAUUACCACCUCUCUAAUAAUCAUCCAACUUUAAUUUCGACUGCUGUCCGGUCUCUAGCUCCCGAGGUCAGUAGUAGGAAGUAGGAACAAUGAGCUCUCUCGGGAACAAGCCCCACGCAGUGGUCGUUCCAUACCCGGGUCAAGGUCACGUAAUCCCGUUGCUUAAGCUGGCAAAGCUGCUCCACCACCGGGGCUUCCACAUCACAUUUGUGAACACAGAAUUCAACCACCGCCGCCUCCUCAAUUCCAGGGGCCCCGACUCCAUGAAGGGCCUCCCGAGCUUCCGGUUUGAGACAAUACCCGACGGCCUCCCUUACUCUGAGGCAAACGCCACGCAGGAUGUCCCCUCCCUCUGCUACUCCACCCAGCAGAAUUGCUUGCCAUACUUUAGGGAGUUGCUCUUGAAAUUGAACAACAUGGCUUCUUCUAGUGAGAUCCCGCCAGUGAGUUGCUUGGUCACGGACUGGGCGAUGAUGUUCACGUUGGAGGCUGCGGACGAGAUUGGGGUGCCGAAGCUGAAUUUUUGGACUGCAAGUGCUUGUGGGCUCUUGGGCUACUUGCACUUCAAGCCUUUGACUGAGAAGGGCAUUGUUCCAUUCGGAGAUGCGUCUUUCCAGACAAAUGGGUGCCUGGACACCCUCUUGGACUGGAUUCCCGGUUCGAAAGUUAUGCGCUUGAAGGACAUGCCGAGCUUUAUUCGAACCACAGACCCUGAAGAUGUCAUGCUGAAUUGGUUCAUUAUCGAGGCCGAGAGAAACGAACAAGCCACUGCAAUUGUCAUCAACACAUUUGACGAGUUGGAGCACGAUGCGCUAGAAGCACUGAGGACCAUGCUCCCCCCAGUGUACACAAUCGGACCCCUUCAGCACCACCUAGACCAGGUCCCCGAUCCCGAGCUGAAAUCCAUUGGAUCCAAUCUAUGGAAGGAAGAUCGAGGGUGCUUUGAGUGGCUCAACACCAAGGCACCUAAUUCAGUCCUUUUAGUGAACUUUGGAUGCGUGACGGUCAUGUCAUCGGAGCACAUGGUUGAGUUCGCAUGGGGACUCGCCAACAGCAACCAGACCUUUUUGUGGGUGAUUCGGCCCGACCUUAUACUCGGUGAGUCGGACAUGUUGCCACCAGGUUUUGUCAACGCGACCGAAGGAAGGGGUUUAAUAGCGAGCUGGGUCCCCCAGGAGGAGGUGCUCAAACACCCAGCGGUCGGGGCAUUCCUGACCCACAGUGGAUGGAACUCGACGCUCGAGAGUGUGUCUGCUGGCGUGACAAUGAUCUGCUGGCCGUUCUUUGCGGAGCAGCACACGAACUGCAGGUACUGCUGCACCGAGUGGGGGCCAAUAGGGAUGGAGAUCAACAGUGAUGUUAAGAGGGAUGAAGUGGAAGCGCUAGUUAGGGAGAUGAUGGAGGGAGAGAAAGGGAAGGAGAUGAGAAACAAAGUCAUGGAGUGGAAGAAAAAAGCCAGAGAAGCUACCAUGGCUCCUUCCGGGUCAUCUUACGUUAAUCUUGAGGCCGUGAUCAAUAAGGUGUUACUUGUGCCGAGGAAGUAGUUCUUCCUAAGUUGUUCAGGGUUUCAUAAUAUAGAGCACCAAGACAGAGAAUAAGGACUAAAAAUUGGAUAUACAAAUGGAGUUUACUCAUAUCAAAAGAGCCAACAAACAUUCAGAACGAACUCAGGCCGAAGCUAUCUCAAAGGUUACAUUAGCAAUAGAAAGUAUCUAUAACCCACAAAUUCGUCCGUAGGAGUUUUUGAGCAAUAACAUCCAGAGGUCGACCCUUCACGGUUGCGAUGAA